Molecule: messenger RNA, 1956 nt
Organism: Panicum virgatum (switchgrass)
Lineage: Eukaryota; Viridiplantae; Streptophyta; Magnoliopsida; Poales; Poaceae
Product: GDP-mannose transporter GONST3-like
Exons: 3
Coding region: 595-1692 (365 amino acids)
Cellular component (GO): Golgi apparatus
Molecular function (GO): GDP-fucose transmembrane transporter activity; antiporter activity
Source: RefSeq, a predicted model, not a curated record
CGCAAGCGGCGAGGAAAACAGGACCGAAGAAACGGCCGGUCGCCACCCGCGACCCGGGAGGAGGGCGAGCCCGCCGAGGCGGAAGGCGCCUCGAGAUCUCCUCCCCGCGGCUCGCGGGUCAGAAGCAGCAAGUCGCAUUUCUAAAGUUCAUCGUCGUCCCCGCCUGCAAAAGAUCUGGUCUGCCGUGGCAUCCUCGUCCACCUAAUCUCCUUUCCAUUCUCCGGAAUCCCAAUCCGGCAAUUCCCAAAUCCGCGCGCCCAGUGAACCCCGUCCGUACCGCGGGUUUGACUCUCGAAGGCGUCCAGAUCCGGCGUCCUCCCACCUCCGGCAACCGCCCGCGAUAAAUCACCCACCGCGCCUCACCCGUGGCGUCCCCACACACCACAGGAAGCGUCUGAAAGAAUUAGAAACGCUUCAUGUGACUGAUCGGUUGGCAGCUCCGGCUCAUGAAGCUCCAGCAGCAAGUUUAGCGAGCACAUCGUGUGCUUGCCACUUGUUGAUUAGUCAUCGUCAUCGAGGUGCUGGAGUUGUCACGUUGUGGUAGUUGAGAGGGAUCUGUCCAACUUCCAACAGCUGCGAGGAAAGCUUCCUGAGAUGUCUAAUCUCUCAGACCUUUCAAAAGAAGAUGCUUCACCAGAGGGUUCAGGUACUAUACAGAAAACUGGAGCCUGGAGUAACACAUUGAACACUCUUCUGCAGCAAGCCUCAGUCUAUGGUGUUGCUGCUGGGUAUUGUCUAUCAGCAUCUCUGCUUUCCAUCAUCAACAAAUGGGCAGUCAUGAAAUUUCCCUAUCCUGGAGCUCUGACAGCUCUGCAGUACUUCACUAGUGUUGCUGGAGUUCUCCUCUGUGGACAGCUAAAGCUCAUUGAGCAUGAUGGCCUCAAUUUGAGGACUAUGUGGAAGUUCUUACCUGCUGCUGUGAUGUUCUAUAUUUCCAUCUUCACAAACAGUGAACUCCUGCUGCAUGCCAAUGUGGACACUUUCAUCGUGUUCCGCUCUGCUGUGCCAAUAUUUGUUGCCAUCGGAGAGACGCUGUAUCUUCAUCAGCCAUGGCCAUCGCUGAAGACAUGGCUUUCACUUUCCACUAUACUUGGCGGAAGUGUAAUCUAUGUUUUCACAGACAACCAAUUCACUGUAACCGCUUACACCUGGGCGGUGGCCUACCUAGCAAGUAUGUCCAUUGAUUUUGUGUACAUCAAGCAUGUUGUCAUGACCAUUGGGCUGAACACAUGGGGCCUUGUGCUAUACAACAACCUUGAGGCUUUGAUGCUGUUCCCCCUUGAGCUCCUUAUAAUGGGAGAGUUUGAUCAGAUGAAGGUUGACAGCUCCAAAGUGUCAAAUUGGCUUUCAUUUGACGUGGUCCUCCCCGUUGCUCUCUCAUGCCUAUUUGGGCUGUCGAUAUCCUUCUUCGGGUUCUCCUGCAGACGGGCUAUCUCUGCUACUGGGUUCACAGUACUUGGCAUAGUGAACAAACUCCUGACUGUGGUGAUUAAUCUGCUUAUCUGGGACAAGCAUGCCUCUUUUGUGGGUACCAUUGGGCUCCUGAUAUGCAUGUCAGGUGGUGUACUCUACCAGCAAUCCACCACAAAACCGAAAUCACCAAAGGUUGAGCUGAAGGAAGAGACUGAUGAGGAGCAGCAGAAAUUGCUGCAGAUGCAGGGAGGGCAAGAGAGCAAUUCAACUCAAAAGUAAAGCUCCUCAUAAACCUGAAGAGAAGUUCACCAUUGAUGCGGUACCUCCUUCGCAACAGCCUCACCUGAACACUUGGGUACCGGUUAAUACUUGGAAACAAACAUAUGGAUGGUAGUCCUGGACUAGGGGCUGCAAAAUCUCGAAAUGUUUUAGAUAUUACUCUCUCCAUUCAUCUAUUCAAGGCUCUUUUAGUCUUUCCUCGUUAAUCACCAUAUGUAAUUAAGCCUCAUUAAUCGGUAACUCUCCACGGAUCCGUUGUGCACA